AUGGAUGCAGCCGCCCAAUCCGGCGGCAGACCCCUGAAUGACUACAUCUGGAGUGGUCCAGAUCUCCUAAACUCCCUGUUUGACCUCUUACUCUCAUUCCGAGUGGCAAUCUGUGGCGAUAUCGCCGAGAUUGUUCCGAAUCGAUUCUGUCAACAGUACCCUCAAGCAGCACAAGCCGUGAUGGACUACCACUACGUGGAUGAUUUUAUAUACAACGGCGACGACUACGUGGAAGUCGGAAACAUCGCAACUCAAGUCAGAGAUAUCUAUGCAGCAGGUGGUUUCCACAUACGCAAUUGGUCUUCGAACUCAAAGGAGGUCCUACGAAUACUAAAGAGCGAUUCGCUGCUCCCCGAAGCUGUCAAAAUUACCGCCACAGAAAAGGUACUCGGCUUAUAUUGGGUGCCGAACUACGACGUAUUCACAUUCAUCUGCGACAAAACCAAACGCGAGCACUUGCAGGUACUUAUGUCAAUGUUACCUUUCUAUAAAAUCAUGGUGCCUACUUCUGAUAGCGUUCGUUACGAAUAUAUAGUAUCAAAACUUCUCGCUGAAGAGCACCCAGUAAUGCUUGUUGGAAAUGUUGGUACUGGGAAAACAUCGACUGCUGUCAGUGUAAUGGAAGCAUGUGAUAAAAAUAAGUACUGUAUAUUUACUAUAAACAUAUCCGCACAAACUACUGCUGCUGGGCUUCAAGAAUCUAUUGAAAAUAGAACAGAAAAACGUACAAAGACACAAUUUGUUCCAAUUGGUGGAAAACGAAUGAUAUGUUUCAUGGAUGAUUUUAACAUGCCUGCAAAUGAUGCAUAUGGUUCACAACAACCGCUUGAGUUGAUUCGCCAAUGGAUUGAUUACAAGUACUGGUUCAACCGUAAAACUCAGCAAAAAAUUUAUGUGCAGAACACAUUAUUGGUUACGGCAAUGGGGCCUCCAGGUGGGGGUCGUCAAGUAAUAUCGUCCCGUACUCAAAGCCGGUUUGUUUUGCUAAACCUUACGUUUCCUACUCAUGAAACUAUCGUUCGUAUAUUUGGAACUAUGCUAAGGCAAAAGCUUGAAAAUUUUUCCAACGAAGUUCGAGAAUUAUGGCUGCCACUUACACAAUGCACUAUUUUUCUUUAUAUCAGUAUUAUCAACAAAAUGCUUCCUACUCCAAACAAAUCACAUUACCUAUUUAAUAUGAGAGAUAUAUCAAAAGUAUUUCAAGGUUUACUUAGAAGUCAGCCAGAAUUACAAUCAAAAAAAAAUGUUCUUUUACGUCUUUGGAUACAUGAAAGUUUUAGAGUCUUUAGUGAUCGGCUCGUUGAUGAUACUGACCAAGCAUGGUUUAUUAAUAUGCUAAAUGAGGCACUGGGUAAACAUUUCGAAGUAACAUUUCACAAUCUCUGUCCUUCAAAGCAAGCACCGCUUUUUGGGGAUUUUGCACAUCCACAAGGAUUUUACGAAGAUCUGCAAAUGGAUACUUUACGUACCUUUAUGAUUAAUCAAUUAAAUGAGUAUAAUAAUUUUCCAGGAAUGGCUCGAAUGAAUUUAGUAUUCUUUAAAGAGGCAAUCGAGCAUAUAAUUCGAAUAUUGCGGGUGAUAUCGCAGCCACGCGGUCACAUGCUUAAUAUGGGUAUUGGAGGAUCCGGACGCCAGGUGCUUUCUAAACUAGCAGCAUUUAUUUAUGAAAUGGGAAUAUUCCAAAUCGAAGUCACUAAAAAAUAUAAAAUGAUGGACCUACGAGAAGACUUAAAACAAUUAUAUAAAUUAACAGGAAUUAAGCAACAUGUCACCAUUUUUAUUUUCAGCAACGAGCAGAUUGCGGAAAUUUCCUUUUUAGAAAUAUUAAAUAAUAUGUUAAGUACGGGGGAAAUAAAUUUGUUUAAGUCAGAUGAAUUUGACGAACUUAAGUCAGAUUUAGAGCGCCCCGCCAAAAAGGCCGGAAUUGUCUUGACUACUGAAGCUUUAUAUUCUUUUUUUAUGCAUAACGUUCGCGAUUAUAUGCAUAUUGCUCUGUGUUUUAGCCCUAUCGGUGAAAGUUUUCGAAACUACAUAAGGCAGUAUCCCGCGUUAUUAAGCGCUACAACUCCCAAUUGGUUCAGGUUAUGGCCACAAGAAGCUUUAUUAGAAGUAGCAUCCCAUUUUCUACAUGGCUUUCAGCUAAAUGUUGUGAUUCCCGGAAAAGAGAUAGAGAAACAUCGCGACAGUUUGGUUAUGACUACAGAAAGUGUGCUUCAUCGGGAAAUUGCCUUUGCGUUUUCAAUAAUACAUUCUAGUGUUGCUAAAGUAGCUGAUAUCAUGUUGGCAGAAGUCAAGCGGCACAAUUAUGUAACAUCACCUAAUUAUUUACAGCUUGUCAGUGGUUUUAAACAUCUUCUCGAAAAAAAACGUUUAGAAGUGUCUACUGCGGCAAACAGAUUACGAAAUGGUCUUUCUAAGAUUGCUGAGACACAGGAAAAGGUUUCAAUUAUGUCGGAGGAAUUAAAAACGAGUUCAGAGCUGGUUAAGGUUUUGGCAAAAGAAUGUGAGGAGUUUAUUUCCAUGAUUGAAAUACAAAAGUAUGAAGCUACUGAACAGAAAGAAAAAGUUGAUGCCGAAGCCGUUGUUAUCAAGCGCGAAGAAAUUAUAUGUCUCGAUUUAGCAGCGACCGCUCGCGCCGAUCUCGAAGUGGUUAUGCCAAUGAUUGAUGCUGCUGUAAAAGCACUGGAUGCGUUAAAUAAGAAAGAUAUCGCUGAGGUAAAAUCGUAUGGAAGACCACCUAUGAAAAUAGAAAAAGUAAUGGAAGCUAUUUUAAUACUUCUUGGUAAAGAUCCCACUUGGGAGAAUGCCAAAAAGGUACUUAGUGAGUCCACUUUUUUAAAUGACUUAAAGAACUUCGAGCGUGAUCAUAUAUCGGACAAAACAUUAAAACGAAUCGCUAUGUAUACGAAAAAUCCCGAACUUGAGCCAGAUAAAGUCGCUGUUGUGUCAGUUGCUUGUAAGUCUUUAAUGCAAUGGAUUAUGGCUAUAGAAAACUAUGGUAAAGUUUUUCGAAUUGUUGCUCCAAAGCAGGAAAAACUAGACAAUGCUAUGAGGUCACUGGAGGAAAAGCAAGCAGCACUAGCAGCAGCGAAAAAAAAACUAGAGGAACUUCAAACGGUAAUUGAAGAACUUUACCGACAGCUUCAUGAAAAAACAGACUUGUUAAAUGAACUUCGAACGAGAGAAGAGAGGCUACGAAAACAAUUGGAACGAGCAAUUAUUCUGGUAGAAUCUCUUUCUGGGGAACGAGAACGCUGGAUUGAAACUGUGGCCCUUCUAGACCUUUCAUUUGAAAAACUACCUGGUGAUUGUUUGUUAUCGACAGCUUUUAUGUCUUAUUUGGGUGCAUUUGAUACUAAAUACAGAGAUACACUUCUGACUAUGUGGUCCCAACUUAUUAAAGAUUUACUUAUACCCGCCACAUCAGAGUUAAAAAUCACACAUUUUCUUAGUGAUGCUGUUUCAGUUAGAGAAUGGAAUAUUCAGGGGUUACCUGCUGAUGAUUUGAGCACUGAGAAUGGUGUGAUAGUUACUCAAGGAAGCCGAUGGCCUCUUAUUAUUGACCCCCAGAUGCAGGCAAACAAUUGGAUAAAAAACAUGGAGGAUAAUAAUGGCCUUGUAGUGAUGGAUUUAGGAAUGAGUGAUUACCUACGACAAAUAGAAAAGUCUAUUAAAGAUGGGUUGCCCGUUUUGUUACAAAAUAUAGGCGAAUCUUUAGACCAGGCUAUAAAUCCAGUUUUACGACGAAGCUUCACAAUUCAGGGCGGUGAAAAGUUACUCAAAUUCAAUGAUAAAUAUAUAGCUUACAACAGUAAGUUCAGACUUUAUAUUACAACCAAAAUAUCAAACCCGCAUUAUCCUCCCGAAUUAUCUUCAAAGACAACUAUAGUAAAUUUCGCGUUGAAGCAAGAUGGCUUAGAGGCACAAUUACUGGCCAUUAUUGUGCGCAAAGAAAAACCAUCACUUGAAGAGCAAAAAGACGAGCUGGUAAUGACCAUAGCACGCAACAAACGGACCCUUAUUGAUCUAGACAACGAAAUACUUCGAUUACUUAAUGAAAGUCGCGGAUCUUUAUUGGAUGAUGAUGAACUAUUCUCUACUUUACAAAAAUCACGGCAAACGUCUGUAUUGGUGAAGGAAUCUCUUAGUAUAGCAGAAGUAACGGAAGUUGAAAUAGAUGCCGCACGUCAGGAGUAUAAGCCAGCAUCGGAGAGGGCCGCGAUUUUGUUUUUCGUACUAAUGGAUAUGUCCAAAAUAGAUCCAAUGUAUGUGUUUUCAUUAGCGUCAUACAUACUACUAUUCACGCAGUCUAUUGAACGGAGUCCCCGAAACCAGCUGGUUCACGAGCGAAUACAAAACAUUAAUGACUAUCACACUUACUCGGUGUACAAAAAUACUUGCCGUGGUCUGUUCGAGAAACAUAAAUUAUUAUUUUCCAUACAUAUGUCAGCCAGAAUACUUUCAAAUGCCGGAAAACUUGUAGAGGACGAAUAUGAAUUUAUUCUUAAAGGAGGUAUAGUUAUGGAUAAACAAGGACAGGCACCCAAUCCAGCACCAUGGUGGAUCACUGAGCAAAAUUGGGAUAAUAUUACAGAGUUGGACAAAGUCUCCGGGUUUCAUGGCAUUAUUAGCUCGUUUGAACAAAGUUUUAAAGCUUGGAAUGGAGUGAGUCUACCGUUUCUGGCCAAUACAGCUAAUCUUCAUAACGGAUUGUGGACCCAAGGACAAAUGAGUAACGCGGCUGGAAUGCAGCAUGGACCUGGAAGCCAACUGUCGGCCACCGAACACUCGACGUUAAGCACUGGAGUGCACUCUACGAAUUUAGGACACAAGAAAGCUUUAUUGUCAUCGGAACAGAUAGCGGCCCGCCAAGUACUGAACAAAGACUUACCCGUGUUUUCCGGUAAGCCAGAAGAGUGGUUGUUGUUUAUAAGCCACUAUGAACAAUCUACUGAAAGAUGUGGAAUUAGUAACGAAGAGAAUCUUAUUCGGCUCCAAAAGUGCUUAAAGGGAGCGGCUUGGGAUGCCGUUCGAGGAAAGCUAAUGUGUCCAGAGACGGUGCCGUAUGCAAUCGGUAUGUUACGAAUGCUAUACGGAAGACCGGAGAUUAUUCACUCGAGCCUACAAAGGAAACUAAGAGAAGAACCAGCGGCACGCUCAAAUAAUUUGGAUUCGGUUAUUCAGCUAGCCUUGGCAGUGCAGAACUAUUGCGCAACACUGGUCGCAAUUGGGCUUAAAGAGUAUCUGCACGAUCCAGCUUUACUAGGCGAGCUCGUCGAGAAGUUGCCGGGAGAAUUGAAACUCGAAUGA
Drosophila willistoni is the source of this 5310-nucleotide messenger RNA. RefSeq names its product dynein axonemal heavy chain 2. Gene Ontology annotation, biological process: microtubule-based movement. Gene Ontology annotation, cellular component: dynein complex. Lineage: Eukaryota; Metazoa; Arthropoda; Insecta; Diptera; Drosophilidae. The coding region runs from base 1 to 5310 and encodes 1769 amino acids. The record is from RefSeq and is a predicted model, not a curated record. Gene Ontology annotation, molecular function: dynein light intermediate chain binding; dynein intermediate chain binding; minus-end-directed microtubule motor activity. The transcript is spliced from 5 exons.